Messenger RNA from Aegilops tauschii subsp. strangulata, 1533 nucleotides. RefSeq lists its product as uncharacterized. The record is from RefSeq and is a predicted model, not a curated record. Lineage: Eukaryota; Viridiplantae; Streptophyta; Magnoliopsida; Poales; Poaceae.
UGCAACAUCGCCCCAGACGAGCUCUCUCUAUUUCGUUCCUCCCCCAUUUCCGCCUUUCCCUUAUCCACCCCCACACCCCUCACGCAGAUCCGUCUUCGUGGGAUGCGACGGUCAGCACGGCAGCGAGGCAAAGGAACGGCGGCACCGGCGGGCAGGGAGGGAGUGCAGACACGCGCAUCGUCGUCGCUCUCCAUGGCCGCCGACGACCCAGAGACCAGAAUGGAUGAUGAUGAAUAUACCGCUGAUGGGUCAUUCUCGACACGUUUCUCAGCCACCCGGCUGCGGCAGGUUGCAAAUAGUCAGUCUGAAAAGAAGAAGGACAUUCUAAGCAAAGGCAGCUUUGGUUCGCUCUUGAAUAUCAACUCUUUCUCCGUGUCGGCUGAUCUGCUGGAUUGGGUAGUCAUGAAAAUCGACACAAAUUCAGCGUUGUUUAGUCACAAAAGGAAGUCUAUACUCUUCACAAAAGACAUGGUGCGAAAAAAAAUUAAUGUGCCUUCUGGGUCAAGGCCAGUGGAGCUGUUGAGGAGGAAUGAGCCACAUGUGCUGCGUGAACCGUAUCGAGUAGGCUCAAGGGCUCCAAUGAAGCACACCAUUCAAGUGCUCAAGGCCGCAAAGGAUGAUGAUGUUGUUACUAUAAAUAGGUCAUGGGUGUUAUUAUGCAUCGCUCUCGUGCUAUCCCCUAGGACUGGCAACAUGGUACCCCUAGAGUACCUUGGGAGCUUGGUGGACAUGGACAAGAUCGAUGAUUUUGCAUGGGAUGAGCACUUCUUGGCUGCUGCGUUGAAGGAGGUUAAGAAGUAUCAACGGAAGAGGGAGGCAGGGAAGAGUGGCUUUUGGAUCGGCAGUUGUCUGCCAAUGUUUGCGAUAAUUUAUAUGGACUUUGUUGAUGUGCCUCGGUCGUUGGUUUCUCAGCAUAGGAUUAACUAUUCUCUCCCAAGGGCAUGCUUCGUAUGCAACAAUGAUUUCAAAUUGGUAGAAGAAAUUGACAAGAACAAGCUCAGCCUCGAUAAGAUUGAAUUUGGAAAACGGAAUCUUCGCCGUUUGCCAGAGACGCCGUAUGUAUCAUUUGAGGGCUGCAAUGGAGCUGAUCGCGAGAACAACAAUGUGGAAGGAGCUAGUGGAGAUGCAAACAUUCCUGAGAUACCCAGCAUCCCAGGCACAAAUGGGAGUGAGAUUGGUGGCGAUGUCUGCGGCUCUCUAGAUGAGUGGCUGCAACCACUGCCUUCAAGUCAAGACUUGGAAAUUCCAGAGCACAUGAUACCAAUAUAUGAGAAGCACAAGAAGUUGCACGCAGCAGAAGUGAAGAAUGUUCUCUUGUCGUUCGGUUAGGUUAUCCAGUCAGUGUUCUGUAAGCGUGUGGCAUCCAUAUUGGUUGAAGCAAACUCCACCACAGCAAGCACCAAGGAGAAGAUCUUCGAGGACGUUACUUUUCAUCCUCCAGCAGGUAAUGCAGGCAGUGCAGCCAACACAGCAACUGUAGAUCAAACCAGCGCUCCCCCCAUACUAGCCCUACUCCACACAUGAGUGCUGUAG